ACAAGCAACACAAAUCAGUCUCAUACUGAAGCAUUACAAUUGAAGUUCAAUUUUCUUCAACUAUUUCUACUACAUUGAGAUCAUUUUUUCCGUUAGUGGGUGAAGAAACAAUAAACAAUGGGCUUCCGCUUACCUGGUCUAAGACGAUCAUCAUUUAGUGCAAGCCAACAAUCUUCUUCCAAGGUCAUGGAAGUCCCAAGAGGGCAUCUUGCAGUGUAUGUUGGAGAGAAAAUGAAGCGGUUCUUGAUUCCAGUGUCAUUCUUGAAUGAGCCUUUAUUUCAAGAAUUGCUGAGCCAAGCUGAAGAGGAGUUUGGUUACUGUCAUCCUAUGGGUGGUCUGACGAUUCCCUGCAAGGAAGAUAUGUUCUUGGAUAUAGCUUCUCGCUUGAAAAGAUUAUAGUUCAUACUAUAAAAGAACCUAAUCCUGACAUAGACUACUUGACUUGAGACAAUUUUGUACAACAGACUUUUUCUAUCUUGUAAAUUUAUCUUUUAAUACAUGAGUGAACAAACACAAACUUUGUACCAAUUUUAGAGAUAUUGCGUAUUACAGUUAUUGGAUGCAAGAUUCUUUUGAAUAUAUUGAGACACACAGAAGUCAAUCGAAGAAUUUUUUCGUUGUCAUAAGACCAGCAGAAAUGAUUGUAUUCAGUUGAUGGCCAUGUUAACUGAUUUUUCCCUUUUACCAUUCCUCGGAGGGUAGAAAGAAGUUCAUGAGAGUUAUGAAAUGAGAUUGAUACUA
Cajanus cajan (pigeon pea) is the source of this 741-nucleotide messenger RNA. The record is from RefSeq and is a predicted model, not a curated record. NCBI's taxonomy places the organism in Eukaryota, Viridiplantae, Streptophyta, Magnoliopsida, Fabales, Fabaceae.